AAUUACCAGUAUUAGCCACCCAGCUAGCUAAAUUUUUAUUUAAAAAAACAUGAAGAGGUUUUCCGUUAUUGUUUUGUGCGUGGUGACUCUAGUGGUGGUGUUGUUUUUAGGUGCAGAGGCAGCUCCAACGCCGAAAUGUGAUAACCCCUUGGAGUAUAGCUCAUGCUUGAAUGCGUACAAGAAGCCACCUCCAUCAGCCGGUUGUUGCCAGAAGAUGAAGGAACAAGCACCAUGCUAUUGCGAGUACAUGAAGAUAGAAGAUGUCAAACGUGUUUUUGACAGAGUUGAGAUUGCGAAAAUGGCUAAAUUGUGUGGAGUUUCAUAUUCUUCCACCUGCUAGAAUCCCGUUUGGUUUCAUUUGACUAUCUCUGGCUGGGAUAACCUAGCAUCUCAAUAAAUGAAAUUUUAUUUGAAAACUAUUUUUUUACUCAUAAUUUCGACUAUAAUGUACUUGUGUUCUUUUUUU
Gossypium raimondii (Peruvian cotton) is the source of this 466-nucleotide messenger RNA. RefSeq names its product non-specific lipid-transfer protein 2. The record is from RefSeq and is a predicted model, not a curated record. The coding region runs from base 50 to 340 and encodes 96 amino acids. The transcript has a single exon. Lineage: Eukaryota; Viridiplantae; Streptophyta; Magnoliopsida; Malvales; Malvaceae. Gene Ontology annotation, biological process: lipid transport.